UAAUACCCGCUUUGCCUGCAACAAAAAUUAGCAUUAACGCUGUUUCAAGGCUAGAAAAUUAUAUUUUGGUUAUUGCUUGCGGGAGUUUGUCAUUUACAAGAACACUAAGAUGUCCUACCCCUAAGGCCAACAUUUUCACGUUAUUUACAAGCAUCUGUCCUCGCCAUUUUGACAUCCUACGUUUCGGGAAGGAGGGAGUUUCUGAUUCGAGUCGACACCCGACCGAGAGAGACGCUAGAUCCCAACUCUGACACCAAUCGAUGUGAGGACAUCAAACUCUGUUAAAACAGAAAUGGCUUGCAAGUUUAUGAACAUUCAAUGUCUUGGUUUACAUCACAACUCUCGUAAGAAAACAGAGCCCGCAAACUGCACAGUGAGCGGCGACGGCCUCACAACAGGCGCCGCCAACCAGCCUGUCAAAUUCACAGUACGAACAAAAAAUCCCGACCUGGUCUACCUUGAUGUGGACAUCGCCCGAAUCAUCAAAGAACGCACGAGCGACCCGAAACCCGAGGCGAUUCCGAUCGAGUUCGAGUGUGUUGAGGAGAAUUUGCACCGUGUAACGUAUUUUCCUAAAGUUGAAGGCGAAUACCAAUUGGCGAUUAAAUGGCGGGGUGUUCAUGUCCCAGGGAGCCCGUUCCUCGUGAAGGUGGGUGAGAAUGAUGCGUCGAGUGUGAGUCACGAGGAUGACGUAUGGCUGAAGAUGGGUCCGGAAGAAUUGAAGGACAGACAUGGCCGGAAGUAAACUUAAAGCAAUACCGCGGUCCCAGGACAUCACGGUCGCCGGAACCUAGGGGAGGGUAAUUAGCAUGGGAGGGGAGGGAGGGGUGGCUAGCCUGGGUCGCAAGCGCAAACAGUAAAGAGGAUGAAAAAUUUCAUCGCGCGCGAGAUAUGUCUAAGGCCCCUUGCGCUUGCUACGCCGACUAUAGAUGGCGGCCGGCGACUUUGUCCACGGGGAUUGUUUUAUGGACGCUACAUAAAUAUAUUUUAUCGACGCAAGCUAGGAAGUCCGUAUUCGUUAGCUUGGCCAAUGUGAUGCGUGUUUUGGACUGUGAAAAAAGCUGGGUGUUAUUAGCUAGUUUUUUCUUUGUUAUACUUUUUAUGUCGCUUACUUAGAGCUUUUGUGGUGAGACAAGAAAUUGAGAACAUGAUCCCCUCUUCUUUUCUAAUCAUUUAAACGCUUCAAAUCUACGUAAUGAUACACGGAGAGAUUUAGUGCUCUAGAAGCAUUUAACAAUUCUAUAUCCUACUACCCUAUGGCCCAUAUUCAGGCCGCUCUCCUGCAACAGAGCAGUCUUGACUUGCAUUUAAGGUGGCACGCGUCAAUUCAAUAGGAAUGCUUUCCAAAAAAAAUUCCCGCAUUUUCAAACCGCUCACAUACAAUCAUUAUUUACCGGAUUUCUCUAUUCUUCCAAAUUCUUAUGAAAGAAACCGAUUGCGGAAUAAUUGGGAUUAAUCGAAAAUUGUAAAAAGGCGACGAGGCGAGGGCUGCCGUUACAGAUGGAGAGAGUAAUCCAAGAAAGAACUUGAGAUUCAAAUGUUGUGAAUGUUACAUUCAUCGAUCGGACAGGACUGUUCAGACAGUAAGUCGCCAAGAGGACUUUAAAUAGCGGAAAGAAAUCCCUUCAAUGCUCACGUCAGCAAUGUAAAUACAUAAGCCCAAUUGAAUAAAUUCCUCUUGAAAAUGUGA
Molecule: messenger RNA, 1690 nt
Organism: Nematostella vectensis (starlet sea anemone)
Lineage: Eukaryota; Metazoa; Cnidaria; Anthozoa; Actiniaria; Edwardsiidae
Product: filamin-A
Exons: 3
Coding region: 293-745 (150 amino acids)
Biological process (GO): actin cytoskeleton organization
Molecular function (GO): actin filament binding
Source: RefSeq, a predicted model, not a curated record